UCGAGGGAAGAAAGUGCACGGACGACCACUCGCUCCCCUUGCCGUUUCGUCGUCGGACCCCAGUAUCUCCCCAAAACCCCCAAAUUUCGUUGUAUUGCCUCGCCGUUUCCCUCACGACGGAGAACUCGACGGACCACUGUCCACUCGCCUCGCCGUUUCAUCGUCGCCGGUUUGCUUCGUCACUGAAUCAGUGAUUCCCAAAACCAAGCCAGGAUGCAUGUAGGAGUAGUUUUCAGCCCUAAAUAAGUAGUCAAUCACAAAUGAGAAGCAGCCCAAACCUUUGAACCGAGCACAUCAACAGCUCCCUCCCCCAACUACGGCGACUCCAGCAACAACGAUAAGAACAGUUGAUUGGUUGAUUAAAUUUAGAUGUUUGGAAGGCCACCUACUGCUGCUGCUGCUACUACUACAAGGUUGGUUUAUUGUUGGGGUGCGAAAUUGAUAAAAAACUCACAUGCUCACCCUAUUGGUAGAACUCAAUUUGUUAGGCUCAAGUCGGCGGUUUCAGCCAUUGCUUCCGAGUUAAGGAGGCCUCCUCCUUACUACUUGCCUGGCUUAGUUGCUUCUGACGAAGACGAAGAUAUAAUUUGUACCCAUAAAAACAGCGGCAAUGGCGUGGGUAACGCUUUGGGGCAAUUGGAUACUUGCAAGGUUGUUGAAAUCUUGAACAGUUUGAGAGAAGAACCAUGCCAUGCACUCUCAUUCUUUGACCAGCUCAAGGAACAAGGUUUUGUGCACAAUGUUAGCACUUACAUGGCCAUUAUUAGGAUAUUGUGUUAUUGGGGUAUGGAUACAAGGUUGGAUUCUAUCUUAUUGGGGGUUAUCAAAUCCAACGACAAACAUUUGAGUUUCAAAGUUUCUGAUUUAUUUGAAGCACUAAUCGAGUGGAUUGAAGCAAAGGGCCCGGAGUCGUUGAUACGGGCGUUUGAUGCAUUGGUAAAGGCUUACGUUAGCAUUGGCAACUUCGAUGAAGCCAUUGAUACUUUGUUUCAGACGAAGAGGCGUGGUUUAAUUCCUAACAUAAUGACCUGUAACUUUCUUUUGAAUCGUUUGAUUGAGAGCAGAAAAAAUGAUAUGGCUGUGGCUGUCUUUCGGCAAUUCAAGCGGCUUGGUUUGAGCCCCAAUGACUAUAGCUACUGCAUUGUGAUUAAGGCACUCUGCAGAAAAGGUAGUUUGGAAGAGGCUGCUGACAUUUUUCAAGAGAUGGAGGAAGCUGGUUUGACCCCAAAUGCCUUCACGUAUACAACCUAUAUUGAGGGGCUCUGCUCGCAAGCAAGGUCAGACUUGGGUUAUGAAGUGCUCAAAGCAUGGAGAGAGCAAAAUAUUCCAAUUGAUGUGUUUACUUAUUUGGUAGUUAUUCGUGGAUUUGUUAACGAGUCGAAGUUAAAAGAAGCUGAGUGUGUGUUGCUUGAUAUGGAUGAACAUGGUGUGGUUCCAGAUGCAUACUGUUAUGGUUCCUUAAUCCGUGGGUAUUGUAAGAUUGGGCAUAUACUUAAAGCUUUGGCACUUCAUAAUGAAAUGGCAGCAAAGUGUAUCAAAACCAAUUGCGUGAUUGUUGGUGUGAUUCUUCAAUGCUUGUGCCAAAUGGGCAUGGCUGAUGAGGCAGUGGACCAGUUCAACAACUUCAAGGAGUUAGGGAUAUUCCUUGAUGAGGUGGCAUACAAUAUCGUAGUUAAUGCAUUAUGCAAACUGGGAAAAUUAGAAGCAGCAGUCGAGUUGCUUGAUGAGAUGAAGGGUAAGAAGAUGAGUUUGGAUGUUGUGCACUAUACUACUUUAAUUGGUGGAUACUGUCUUCAAGGAAAACUUGUUGAUGCCUUGAAACUAUUUGAGGAAAUAAGGCAAAAAGGUUUGAAACCUGACAUAGUUACUUACAAUGUACUGGCUCGUGGGCUUUCGAGAAAUGGCCUUGCACAAGAGGCCUUAAAUCUUUUGGAUUACAUGGAGGGACAAGGAUUGAAAGCAAGCAUUGUUACCCAUAAAAUGAUCAUUGAGGGCUUAUGCACAGGAGGGAAGGUCAAGGAAGCUGAAAUGUUUUUUAAUGGUUUGGAAGAAAAGUGUCUAGGCCAUUGUGAUGCCAUGGUCAAUGGCUACUGUGAAGCAGGCAAUACAAGAGAGGCUUAUGAACUCUUCGUUAAGCUGCCCAAGCAAGGUUUUUCAUUGAGUAGGAGUUCGUGCUUAAAACUUCUAAGUAACCUUUGUAUAGAAGGUGAGAAUGAUAAGGCUCUUGCACUAUUUGAGGCAGUUCUGGCUUCAGAUGAUGCCCCUUGUAAAAUAAUGUACAGCAAACUCAUAGCUGCUUUUUGUAGCUCUGGAGAUAUGAGAAAGGCCCAGUGGGUGUUUGAUACAAUGGUUCGAACUGGGAUAACUCUUGAUGUUAUUAACUACACCAUGAUGAUAAAUGGUUAUUGUAGGGUUAAUUGCAUGCGGGAAGCUUGUGAAGUUCUCAAGGAUAUGAAGGCGAGGGGUAUUGAACCAGAUGUUAUCACUUACACAGUUUUAAUUGAUGGGCAUUCUAAAGAAAAAAUGAAGAAGGACCGCUGCCUUCCAAAUGCAGAAGGGAGCAAAGGAGAACAGAAUGAGGUUGCCACUUUGUGGAGUGAAAUGAAAGAGAUUGAACAAAAACCUGAUGUUAUUUCGUAUACGGUUUUGAUUGAUUGUCAUUGUAAAUCAGACAACCUUGAGGAUGCUGCAGUCCUUUUUGAUGAAAUGAUUGAUAGAGGUCUAGAACCGGACAAUGUGACGUACACAGCUCUCCUACGUGGCUAUUGUCGUCGGGGAUAUGCGGAUAGGGCUGUAACCCUUCUUAAUGACAUGAUAUCUAGGGGGAUUCAGCCGGAUUCCCAUACCAUGUCAGCGUUGCACCAUGGAAUAUUACAGGCCAAGAAGGUGCAGUUUUGUCACUGAGGACUGAGAAAAACUUUGGCUAGACAAAUCAGUACCAUGGCAGUGUUGUAACAUUGCAUGUUAAAGGCCAAGAAAGUGCAGCUUUGGCAUGAAGGACCG
Messenger RNA from Rhododendron vialii, 3003 nucleotides. RefSeq names its product pentatricopeptide repeat-containing protein At2g26790, mitochondrial-like. The record is from RefSeq and is a predicted model, not a curated record. Bases 370 to 2904 code for a protein of 844 amino acids. Gene Ontology annotation, molecular function: protein binding. The transcript has 3 exons. NCBI's taxonomy places the organism in Eukaryota, Viridiplantae, Streptophyta, Magnoliopsida, Ericales, Ericaceae.